Lineus longissimus is the source of this 4530-nucleotide messenger RNA. RefSeq names its product metabotropic glycine receptor-like. Bases 575 to 2938 code for a protein of 787 amino acids. The record is from RefSeq and is a predicted model, not a curated record. Gene Ontology annotation, cellular component: membrane. The transcript has 13 exons. Lineage: Eukaryota; Metazoa; Nemertea; Pilidiophora; Heteronemertea; Lineidae. Gene Ontology annotation, biological process: G protein-coupled receptor signaling pathway. Gene Ontology annotation, molecular function: G protein-coupled receptor activity.
AGUAGAAGAAACGUGCGUAGUUCCUCGUUGAUCCGAUAAAAGCUUGUGGCGUUGUAGCCAACCAAGAGACCGUUUCUUCCAUUGGACGUUUGAAGUGAGAAGUUUAUAUUCGUUGCUAUGGGAUAUCACGUGUGGUUUCCCGCGGUGGAAGCUGUGGUAGGUUAAUUCAAUAGGCUUGUGUGGUCUGGUGCAGGACAUUCACAUCAAAGAAUCGUCAGGCCAACGAACUAUGCUGGCAUAUAACGCUGGAGGGGCACAGCUUGAUCUAUCAGCUUAUGCCAAUAUUACAAGGGCCCAGGCUUAAGUCGUCAGAGAUCAGUCAGUGUAGCCAAAGGAGAAAUGUCUGUCAACAGUAGAAGGAGUACAAAACAGUCUUGUGGCUCACCCUCUUCAGUGCUGUCGACAGUAUCAUAGUACAAAGCUUGCAUUGUAUUUUUUCUGAUCAGAUUAUGUACUUGUGUCUUUAUUAUUCGUAAUUAGAGUUUUUAUUGAUGAGCGGACUCGUUCGUCUGUUGCUUUGUGAAUUUCAUUUGGUUUAUCGGAAGAAUGGAAUAACAUAGUGAUCGCCAGAAGAAUGGCAGUUCAAUACCUGACGGGGAUUAUAUCUGUCAUCUACAAACUGGAUAUUCUACUGUCUCUUCUCCUCAUCCCUGUCUUGUGUACUUCCACAUACGACGGGGAAGACCAAGAUACACAUUACAUUCACGGAGUAGGUGCCGAUAUGACAUCUUCCGUCAAACCAACAAAAGCGGAUUUAGACGUCGUCUCAAAAUUUCUAAAUCUCGUCGAAGAGUACGAGAGACACAAAGACAAUUGUUCAACAGGGACGUCGUAUAAUUUAGGUACCGGUGUCGUCAUGCAAUAUGGUGUCCUGAGAUUUAAAAGACAAGCCUUAGUUGCCGUCGGCAGGGCGAACUUUUACACCCGGCUGUGGACUGGUCCCGAUCCAUCCUUGUGGAAUUCGCAAUACCUUUUCUACACCUCUGUCCGUAACAUGUUAGAAAGUGACGAGGAUUUAUUCGCUGCUGGUAGCUGCCAUGACCAGUUUCAGUUCAAGAACUACAAUAUGUUUUGUCCUUAUGCAUACCGCUUGCCUAACGGUCGGAUUAUGGUGAAGGACCUAUCGCUGGCCUACCCUUACUUAGGGAACGACUCCGAGUGGUUUCAUCAAGCCAAGCUUAAGGCGAGCAUGCUGUCGGGAUUCAACAUCACAAUAGGUGAAGAGCGCAUGCGCAUCAGUGAAACAUCUUUGGGACCAAUCAGAAUCGACCGUAGCCUGACCGUCCGUUACGAGGACGGCCAUUGGUCACUGCCGUAUUUUGAUUGUGGAGGCGGCAACAUCUGGAUGAUGACGUACACUGUGCCUUUCUUUGGUAAAGAUAAAUACGGGCACUUCCAUUUUAAAGGCACUAGCGGGAUUGACAUAGAUCUCCAGAAGGUCGAUAUAAACCAGUGCCACAGUCCACCGGGGUCACCAGCGAUGGAAACAAACGUCUUCGCAGGGUCAUCCAAAUGCAAAGAGGAUACAACCGAGUGUGUUCCAGUACAGGGUCUCGGCUUCCGGCGAGGGUCUUACAAAUGUUACUGUAAGAGAGGCUACUACUUCCCCGACCCUGACAGCGGCUAUACCUACUUCAACGGCUCAGAGAUAGAAUAUGAAUUCGAGAAGAAAAUGAAGGGCAAUGAAGAAAAUUACUACGAUGCAUACUUCAACUGUUUGAAAUGCGCUCCUGGGUGUGACGAGUGUACGGACAGUCGGCCAUGCGUGAUCAGCCUCGACUGGGUGCAGAGAAGCAUCCUGCUGGGUCUGUCCUGCAUGGUCAUGGCUAGCAUAGCCAUCAUGAUGUUGUUCGUCUGGACGUAUAGAGAAGUCAAGAUUUUAAGGGCAGCUAGUCCAGUCCUCCUAAAUAUAAUCCUCCUCGGCGCCUUGCUGUUAUACAGCCCGAUGAUUGUUAGCUACUUUGAGGCAACUGAGAUCACAUGUUCACUGCGGCUGUGGCUUCGUGAGCUCGGAUUCUCUAUAUCUUAUGGUGCUCUUUUAUUAAAAACAUGGAGGAUCUCGGUGGUGUUUCGAGUGAAAUCUGCUCAAAGAGUAAAGAUCUCGGACACAGACUUAAUCAAGCGCUUGGCAAUAAUAGCAUCCAUCUUCCUUGCGUGGAUGGCAGUGCGGACGGUGGUGGGGAGACCACAGGUUGUACAGGGUAGACACACAAGUGGCUUAAAGGCAUUCCAGUGUUCCUUUGAUGUCUGGGACUACUGUGCCGCUGUUGGGGAACUUCUCCUGUUGCUGUGGGGCAUCCGAUUGUGUAUCGUGGUGAGGAAAGCGCCAUCAGAAUUCAACGAGAGCAGGUUCAUCAGCUGGGCUAUAUAUAAUGAAACACUCUUGUCACUAUUUUUAAAUAUAUCUAUGUUAUUUUUACAGUCGCCAUCCAACCCAGAUUUGUUGUAUUUAGUUCUUUUUCUACACACACAACUCACCACGACCGUCACUCUUGCCUUCUUAUUUGGUAGCAAAGCAUAUGUGGUAAUAAAACAUCGUAAUAAAGAACAAACUCAGACAACAGUCAGCAGGGGUUCGAAGUAUGUCGCAGCACCACGAGGCGGAGGAGGAGCUCAGACCACAUUACUGAGUACAGUCACAUCUGGGGGGACGAUGGGGACGAUGGGGGCACUGGGGGAGAAGAACGAGGACAGUGACUAUAGCAGUAAUGUGGAGAAAGACCUUCAGGAAGAAUUCAAGAAGAUAUAUAUGCAACUUGAAGUUUUACGUCAAAAAAAUCUCAAACUCGGUUCGAGUCAUUUGGACCGUAAGAUCACUGCAAUGAUAGACGCUUCAGUUAAGCAGGACCUUGUGGACUCUACGCCAUCCUCGCCGAAUGUGAAUGGGAAAAGGGUGGUCAUCAGUAUGAAUAACUAUACAGAUGCUACUAGUGUAUAGUGAAGACGUGAUUGACGAGUGCCGGUGUAAUCGGAAACUGUGUCACUUGAGAGAAUUGUCCAGGGAAGAGCAGAUUGGAUUGCAGAUUUUGAAUUUCGCUCAUUGAUUUCUAUAUGGAUACACUCGCCCAAAAAUAGAUCAGAGCUAAUGCUGUAGGGGACUUAUUCUGCUUACACGCCGGAGUACUUAAUGGACGAUUAUGUCCUCUAAGGAGUACCUUGAGAACAAUAGAUCUUGUUCUUGAGAAGUCAUUGACUUAAAUGUACUGUAUCCUGCCGAUAGCCAUGUGCCGAGUCGGUGAGCAAUACAGGGUUUUUCCCUUUCCCUGAAGAAAUCAUCUGUUCAGGUGGAGGUCACAGGAUGGCAAGGAAGACUGAGGUCCUCGACAAUCUUUGAGCUCUGACAAGAAGUGGGAAGGAAAAAGUCACAACCCGCGAACAUUACAAAGGGGUUACUAUGGGACACAAAAUCUCUGGUGACAUAGAUUCCCAUUACACCGACAGUGUCGGAAUAUUAAUUCAGUAUAUUUUUGGAAUAUGUCUCAUUCGUUAAUGGUAUAGAGGACACAAUCAUUUCGUCUUGCUGUUUGAUAUUGGAUAGAUCAAGUAAAAACACCAUUGCCCAAUGUGAGAUGUCUGCCUUGGAACUACUAGACAUCGGAAAGGAAGUUUUAGGAAAACAUAUUCUACCACUUUCUUCGCGAUGUCCGCUCUGUUUGACAAUUCUAGCAUUAUAUCGAAGGGCAGUCAUGGAAAUGACAGACCACAGACUUCCUACUGUUAUUACAAUAGGACUACAAUCACCAUGAGGUCAAGAUGCUCUCAGGAGCCAGCACUUAUUUUUCAAUGCACUGUACAGAACCUAGUUAUACUUUCUAUAUAACAUCCUUGAGAGACCACAUUGAUGCUUUUUUUCUACAUAGUUUAGUAUUAAGUUAAUUGUGAUAUAUAUUUUAUGAUACUUAUCAUGACAUCACAAAAACAAUUAAAAUGGGUUUUAGUUUUAAUCAUAUAAUAUAUAUCUACUGGUUUCCUUCGCGUUUCUUGAAUUUUCCGUUUAAUUGUAAUGGUCACGCUUAAUGAAGUGGGCCCUAGCUACUAAUUACCCGUAACGAUCAGCCCAGAAUCUAUGAAACACACAACUUGAAAAAACUGCGCGUAUAUUCUUUUGUACUAUCAUGAUCUUAAAUGUAGGGCUAGGUCUCUCUUUGCGGUGAAUCCGGAGCUGUCAGUUAAAAUUAGAGAGGAUGAAUCAAAUGGGGGAGGGGGGCGAAGUUCCUUCAUGGGAGAGACGAGUCCACUGCGUGUGAAGUGUAUGAGAAUGUUACUCGACACCCUGAUGCAGUCCUGUUUCCUAUCGGUCGAUCGAGGUGAGACCAACAGUACUAGUUGUGAAAUCAACAGCCUUAUAUAACACACCGUGUACUGUGAUGCACUUUGUAAUUUAAUGAUAAGGAUGAUUACACAUAAACAUUUCUUGUGCAUAGUAACGUAAAAUAAUCUUCGGGCCGGGUCCAGUUAGUGAAACAUGCGUCUUCUAGUUACAUAGGAGUUGUGAUCAACGACGGAUGCUUUAUUUUGUAUAUAUCUAUG